UCCUUCAAUGUUUUGUAAGUCGAGGUUACGGUAAAGACAUAUUACAUACAGAUAUAGUAAACAUGUUUUCUAUUAUACCGAAACAUACCACUCUGUCAUUGUUUAAGCGUAAUAUUUCACAAAAUUUUGUUAACGUAAUAAAUAUAAGAAACAAUCCUUUAUGGUGGAUAUAUAAAGAAUCAAACAUACGAUACUUUUAUUAUAAUACAAAUAUAUCCUCUUUGGAAUACUUUAGAUUCAACAAUGCCGAUGCACGAACAUAUUCAGUGGUUCCGAAUACAUCAUUUAUAUCGAUUAAGGAUGAAAGUCGUGAAUUAAUGGCUGUAUGGCCCGAUAUCGUACGUGAUCUCACGGAUGCUGGUCGUCAUCUUGACAUACCAGAUGUUACCAAAUGGCUAAUGAAGGUAUUGCAAUACAAUGUUCCAUGUGGAGGGAAGAAUAGAGCGUUAACGGUUGUAGAAGCAUACAGAUCAUUAAGUCCUCCCGAUCAAAUAACGGAAGAAAAUCUUCGUUUAACUCGUAUACUAGGCUGGUGCACAGAAUUGUUGCAAGCGUUCUUGCUGAUGGUAGAUGAUAUUCAAGAUCACUCAGAAAUGCGACGAAAUCAACCGUGCUGGUAUCUAUACAAUGACAUUGGAUUAACGGCUAUUAACGACGCUUUAAUGCUGGAAAUGUGUAUAUAUCAGCUCCUUAAGAAACAUUUUAAGACAAAAGAAUGUUAUGUGAAUCUCUUAGAACAAUUUCUAUCCGUUUCUUUAAAAACGGAAAUGGGUCAAUGUCUAGAUUUAUUAUCAACAAAUUUUGGAAAGAAACCGAAUCUAGAUCUAUUUACAAUGGAUAGAUAUAAUUCUAUUGUAAAAUAUAAAACAGGUUACUAUACGUUUGUGUUACCAGCCACUGCUGCUAUGAGUUUCGCUGGUAUAACAGAUCCCGAAAUGUAUAGGCAAGCAAAAACGAUUUUGUUAGAAAUGGGACAUCUUUUUCAAGUAAAAGAUGAUUAUUUAGAUUGUUAUGGUAGUAUAGAAGACAUUGGAAAAACUGGUACAGAUAUAGCAGAGGGAAAAUGUUCAUGGCUUAUUGUUGUAGCUUUACAACGUGCUACACCAGAGCAAAAGAAAAUUUUUGAGGAGUGCUAUGGACAAUCUGAUGUAGAAAAAGUAAAUCGUGUAAAACAACUCUAUCAGGAGCUUGGUAUAUCAAAUACUUAUGCUAUUUACGAAGAAGAAACAUAUAACUUACUACAUACACAUAUACAACAAAUAUCUCGUGGACUUCCACAUGAUCUCUUCUUAAAGUUACUUAACAGAACAUGUCGUAAAAUAGGUCGAAAGGACUAAUUGUAGAAUUAAAAACGACAGAUAUUAAUUAUUAUUAUAAUUUAAGGAAAUACAUAUGUGUUUGUAUUUUCUUCUCUCUGCGACAGAGAUUAAAUAAGGACCAGUAACACUUUACCUUUAAUGAUUAAAUUCUGUCGUAACAAGAUAAGAUCAUAAACAGAGACAAUAAUUUCUUACUACAAAUACAUUGUUGCUGAAGUGCACAAUGUUAAU
Messenger RNA from Bombus impatiens (common eastern bumble bee), 1550 nucleotides. RefSeq names its product farnesyl pyrophosphate synthase (gene Fpps). The record is from RefSeq and is a predicted model, not a curated record. Gene Ontology annotation, biological process: trans, trans-farnesyl diphosphate biosynthetic process. The coding region runs from base 63 to 1337 and encodes 424 amino acids. The transcript has 7 exons. Gene Ontology annotation, cellular component: cytoplasm. Lineage: Eukaryota; Metazoa; Arthropoda; Insecta; Hymenoptera; Apidae. Gene Ontology annotation, molecular function: dimethylallyltranstransferase activity; (2E,6E)-farnesyl diphosphate synthase activity.